AUGGGGGUGGGUGGGCAGCUGCCCCUGCGGGCGGGCGAGCGGGGGGCCCUGCUGCUGCGCUCCAGCGAGGUGCCCGCCAGCGUGACGGAGAGCUUCAUCCUGAGCGGCUACCGGUGCCCGGGCUACUCCUUCGGCCAGUGCCUGGUCUCGGCCUUCCAGCCCACCAACGAGACGGGCAACUUCUGGACCCACUUCCUGGCCGUCUUCGUCUUCGCUUUCCACUUCCUGGAGCAGUUCUGGAGUGACGGCUGGGGGUCCCGGGAGCUGCUGGACCCCUUCUACUACCCGCUCUGGAGCUACUUCCUGGGGGUCUGCGUCCUCCUGGUCGCCAGCAGCGUGGCCCACCUCUUCAACUCCAUGUCCCUGGCCAUCCGGGAGAUCUGCUUCUACGUGGACUACGGGACCAUCAGCGCCUACACGGUGGGCUCCUCCUUGGCCUACUUCUACUACAUCCACCCGCCAGGAGCUCCGGCGCUGGCCCCCGGGGCCACCAACCUCUCUUCUGGCCCAUGGGAGGGCGGGGAGGGCAUCGGCUGGCUGGCUGCAUGGGUGGGUCAGACGGGGGCCUGCUUUGAGGCCUUGUACGUGCCCGCCGCGUGCUUCAUCGCCCUCUUCUGCACCUUGGCCUGCUGCAUCACCCGCCACCGGUGGCCACGCCACCGCUACCUGAUCCGCACGCUGGUCUUCUUGCUGCCGUUUCUGGUGGUUUCCAUCCCUGUCUUCCGCAAGCUGUGGUGGGCCGGCCACGGAGGCCACGGGACCGGCCACUUCUUCAUGCGCCACUGCUUCUGGCUGCUGGCCUCGGGGAUCUUCAAUGUCAGCAAGAUCCCCGAGCGCUUCAGCCCCGGGAAAUUUGACAUCUGGGGCCACAGCCACCAGUGGUUCCACUGCUGCACCUUCAUGAGCAUCCUGGAGGAACUCCACAUGAUCCGGGGGGAGAUCCGGGCGCUGGGCACGGGGCCCACCCCCCCGCCGCUGCCGCUGCUGCUGCCCAGAGCGCCCACCUUCCUCGCCACCUUCGGCGUGAUGCUGCUCUUGUUCCUGCUUCUGGCUGCUGUGGUGGGCUGGUUUGGAGUGGGGGCCUACGCCCACCAGAAGGACAGCGAGCGGAGGAAGGGGGACUGA
Messenger RNA from Sphaerodactylus townsendi, 1125 nucleotides. RefSeq names its product membrane progestin receptor epsilon-like. The record is from RefSeq and is a predicted model, not a curated record. NCBI's taxonomy places the organism in Eukaryota, Metazoa, Chordata, Lepidosauria, Squamata, Sphaerodactylidae. The coding region runs from base 1 to 1125 and encodes 374 amino acids. Gene Ontology annotation, cellular component: membrane. Gene Ontology annotation, molecular function: signaling receptor activity. The transcript has a single exon.